Molecule: messenger RNA, 1065 nt
Organism: Blastocystis hominis
Lineage: Eukaryota; Bigyra; Opalinata; Blastocystidae
Exons: 5
Coding region: 1-1065 (354 amino acids)
Source: RefSeq, a predicted model, not a curated record
AUGAAUCGAAAUUCUCGGCUGUAUGUCACGAAUCCGAAGCCAACCUACUGUUCUACGAAAUGCUUUAACAAUCACAAUCCGAAGUGCACAGAGCGCUUUUACUCAAAACUGGUUCUCGAUGAGAUUUCUCUGCGGCAAAAGGAAGAUAAAGAAAAAGAUGCGAAGAAAAUGGCAGAGAUCCUACAACGAGUGGGAGAAGAAGUCGUCGAGCCUUUAAUGAUUGAUUCUGUUGUCAACGAGGAAGAAGAAGCUCAGCUUGAGGAUCUUGCACGCCAAAUUGAAGAAGGAAAGGAUAUCAGUGUCAAUGCUCUUCCUCCUACUUACCAUGACGCAUUCUUGCGUGAUGUUGCGAAUGGAGACAUCACUUCGAUCAUUCCUCCGUGGACACCAUGGUGGCUAAUGCCCGAAUCCGAACACACACAAUUAGCAUCUCCGCUUGUCACGGAUUUGGAUGCAAAAUCACAAUCUUCCACGACAAUUCCAUGCAUUAAACGAUUUUUAUCCACAAAAGCAUUCCAAGACGUGCGAUUACCCGUACAUGUGUCUCCCUGUGUGUCUUAUAACGCAUUGGAAGUCGCCUAUUUGUACUGCUUCUUUAUGCGAUUUUACAAUGGCGAUGAGGAGAGUCGUGAGGAUAUCGUCGCGUCUAUUGCGAAGCACAGCUCAGUUCUAUCGAAAAACGCGGUUUUUAGCUCUGCAGACGAAGUGAUUGCGAGUCUGAUGAGCGACUCGCGAUUACAGCAACUGGUUGAACAGGAGUCGAAAGUUGGAAAUUUGGAAUCAGAAAAAGAAGAACGAUUUUGUAUGAUGGUGUUUUUUGAUGUGCUGACGCUUCUGGAAACACCGCAUUAUUUGAUUGACGCGUUGGCGGAUAUAACGUUAAUGAUUCGUGCUGUAUGGCCGAAGGAUAUCGGUAAGGAACGGAAAUGUGCAUUUUUCACCACAUACUUUCGGAAAAUGGACACAGAAACAUUUUGGCUGCUUCGAAAGGAGGUGGAAGCAAGUUUGGAAGUGUUUACAAAGAAAACGGGAAAACGAGCAAUUCAAUGGGUAGAAGAGCUGUAA